AUGGUAGUGCCAGCAUUUAUUCUUAUCCUGAUGCUUCAAGCUUCUGCAAUGCAAAACAACAUCAUUGAGCACGAGGAAAGUUCUGAAGGCGACUUUACAGCUCCCAUUUCAGAUACUGAGAUUCUUAACCUGCUUUUCCAAAACAACGAUAGUCAAGGAUCUAGCCAAGAAAUAAGGUCAAAUGCUACAGAAAAAGAAAGAAAACUAACAGCAUCCUGCACAAAUAAUCAAGCUAAUUGCCAGACUUGUGCAUCUGCAACUCUUUGUGGAACUUGCACUACAAGUCAAUAUAUUCCUGACACUAAUGGCGGAUGCACAAACUCGUUCAUUAAAAAUUGUGCUCUUGUUUCUGCUGCUAAUGUAUGCAAAUCUUGCAAAGCAGACUAUUAUCAACGCUGCGAAUCAUGCACUGACUUAAUAGCCAAUUGUCUUUCUUGCUCUGAUGAUGGAAAAUGUAUAACUUGUGGUUCAGGAUAUUAUGUAAAUGCGGAUUAUGGUUGCUCGACAUGCAAUGCUUGAUACUGCGAUACUUGCGGUAUCGGAGGUUCUCCUUGCACUAAAUGCAGCACAGGGUAUUUUUCUUUCAAUAACAUUUGCAAGAAUUGUCCCAGCUUUGACGUGAAUUGUGAAGAAUGUUCAGAUAUCAACCAAUGCACCAAAUGCGCGACAGGAUAUUUAGUAAAUGAUCUAGGCAAAUGCAUUCAAUCAUCAGUUAACAAUUGUAAAGUGAUCGAAUCUAGUACAGGCAAUUGUCAAACUUGUGUGGAUGGAUAUUACCUUAUGGGUGCCAACUGCGACUCAGCAGGAUGCACGGACAAUGAAUACUGGGAUUCAUCCAACAACCAAUGCAAGGAUUGCAGCACAAUUAGUGCUGGUUGCACCGCAUGCACCAUCGAUAAAAAAUGCACCUCAUGUUCAGAUGGAUAUAUAGCUAAUGAUUCAGACAAAUGCUCCUUUUCAUCUCUUUCUAAUUGUGUUAUCGUUAAAACUGCAGAUCCAACUCAUUGCUCGAAAUGCUCAGCUGGAUAUCUCCCCAACGCAGCAGGAGUGUGUAUACAGUCUCAAUUGCAGUAUUGUAGCGUGGCUUCUGAUGCUUAUACUUGUACAACCUGUUCUAGUGGAGCUGCUUUAGGCUGUGGCUCUUGCAGCGCAACUAAUACAAUUUCUAAUUGCGCUUGUGCAGCUCAAGGCGGCUCAAUUUGUGCCAUAUGCAAUAAUGGCUAUAUGAUUAAUGCAGCAGGCUUAUGCGCUAAAGGUAUUUUUCUAUUUAGAUUGUCCUUCUAAUUGUGCGGAUUGCUCUUCAAAAGAUGUCUGCACUCAAUGCAAUUCAGGAUAUUUCCUUUAUGAUGAUAGUGCGACUAAAACAAGCUGUGUUUGUAAGAUUUAUUUAGCAUGUACCGAUUCGUGCAAUUCAUGCACUACUAGUCCUAAUUGUUAUAAGUGUGCUGACUUAGUAGUCCAAGAUGGAACUUCGUGCAGAGUGGAUCAAGUAGGAUAUCAAUUGAGUUUCGACUCUCCAGAUGCAGUUAUUGAUUUUGCUCACUCACUUUCGAAAACAGUAGCAUUUAAUUCUUUUACAGCUAAGAAAAAUCAAGCAGUUUAUCCUACAGCAACUUGGAGUAUCAAAUCAUCAACAGUAAAUCAGAUCAAGGUUGCAACUGACUUGGAUGAAAGUAAGCUCCCAAUUGAUAUUGUCUUCACCUUUAAGGAGAACGACUCUUAA
Molecule: messenger RNA, 1723 nt
Organism: Blepharisma stoltei
Lineage: Eukaryota; Ciliophora; Heterotrichea; Heterotrichida; Blepharismidae
Source: the annotation of a GenBank genome assembly